AUGGAAACAUUGACCCCGAUUCCGUUCUUGAGCAGCAUCACUGGAAAGCUUGUUAUUGUAAAACUGAAAUGGGGCAUGGAGUACAAGGGCUAUUUGGUUGCUGUUGAUCGCUAUAUGAACCUUCAGCUUCACAGUACGGAUGAGUAUAUCGAUAAUUGCUUCACUGGAAGCCUUGGGGAGGUAUUGAUUCGUUGCAACAACGUUUUAUACAUUCGCGAGUGUGAAGACGAAAAGGUCCCUAUGGAAUGA
Messenger RNA from Rodentolepis nana, 249 nucleotides. The record is from the annotation of a GenBank genome assembly. NCBI's taxonomy places the organism in Eukaryota, Metazoa, Platyhelminthes, Cestoda, Cyclophyllidea, Hymenolepididae.